UUUACUCCCGAAACCCAAGAUGGCUCCUGUGAAUGUCUCAGUCCCAUAGCAAAUCGAGGAUGCGAGUAGCUGCCGAAAAAACAACUUUUCCCCGAGCGUCGCAUCCCCUGGAGUUUAAUCCGUAUGCCGCGGAGGAGGCUGUAACGUCCGCGUAGGCACCGAGCAGCCGUCGGAGCUCCGCGAAACCGCCUUCAAUCCACCAAUUUGGAGUAGUUUCGCGAAGUAGCUCUUCUCCUCGCUGUCGCUGUCUGUCCGGAGCGAGGUUCAGGCAGGCAGCUCAUCCAAAUGGCCGAACCGAGAAAAGUGCAGUUUGUCACCCUCUCGGCCUUCACAGCUGGAGCCGCCGCGGAGUCCAGGAAACGGCGGCUGGAGGAUGAGGCCGACUUCAACUUCGACAGAGCCGGGGAGGUCGAGGCAGCGACCGGGGCAGGAGGUGCCGCCAGCAACGGUCGCCUCGUUAAAACCGGCGACAGGGACAAGGCUGCAGCCGAAAAGAGGGCGACCGUGAGGCUAAACCUGCCCCUGUCCGAGCCUGACGACCGCUCGUCCGCCGAGUUUAAUUACGGGGAACUCAUCCAGAACCUCCAGGCAAAGAAUAAUGCUCCAAGUUUGACUUCAGCCCGCAAUCCCGAUGACCCAUUCAAUGAUGAGGAGAGAGAGCGGCUCCAGGUUGAAGCCCUGGCUAAGAAGUUUGAAAAUAAAUAUGGGAACGUGGGGAAGAAGAAGAGGAAGGAUCGAAUGCAAGAUCUGAUCGAUAUUGGGUUUGGCUACGAUGAGACAGACCCCUUUAUAGACAACUCUGAGGCUUAUGACGAGCUGGUGCCCGCCUCGCUCACCACAAAGCUGGGGGGAUUUUACAUCAACACUGGCACGCUGCAGUUCAGAGCGGCCUCUGAAUCAGAGGGAGAGGAGGACAAGAAGCUGAAUGACAACAGCGAGCAGGUGAUCAAGAGGAGGAAGAAGAAAGAAGGAAACGCUCUGGAGGAGAAGAGCACGAAGAAGAAUAAAGUACCCAAACAGGGAGUCACAGCUCUCAGCCUCCACCGACCGGAGAAGAAGAAGAGAAAGAAGCUGAUAAAGGACUCUCUGUAUCUAGCGACCAUGCUCCGCCGCUUCACCCGCGAGAAGGAAGAGAUGAGGAAAAGAAACCCCAACAUGGCUCACUCUGGCCUGGCAGGAAGCGUGGCUAACAAGCCCCACUCUGGCAAUACAACGAACCACCUGUUAUCUUCUAACUCCACCCACCUGCAGGACAACACAGCCGCCAACGACCUCUCACUGGCAGACCUCACCUCGGACCCCGCUGUGAUGUCACUGCUGGGCUCAGCCAACGAGAAGGAGCUACAGGACCUCCUGGGCGACCUGGACUUCAGCUUGUUGGACACCGACCAGCAGCACGCCAUGGCGACAGCCAGAGAGAAUGGCAUACUGGGAGUCGGUGUGCCAACUCAUAAAGCGGUAGGAGGAGGUGGCCAAGGGCGUGGCCCGGGGCCCUCCAGCAGACUGUUUUCGCCGCCUCCGCUUCCCAAUGGACUGCCUGCUCCUCUUAUUAAACGCAUCGAGGACCUGCGGGUGGCUUCGCGGCAGUUUGAUCAGGAGGGCAGGAAGAAAUUUUUCACCCUGGACAUGAAUAACAUUCUCCUGGAUAUUGAGCUGCAGGUCCAAGAGCAGCCUCCCGAGGUCCGCUCAGAAAUCUACUCCCACAUGGAGGCGUUUGUGCCGUGCAACAAAGAGGCGCUCCUCAAACGCCUGAAGAAGCUCAGCCUGAACAUCCAGGACGAUCGACUGCGGACGCCACUUUUGAAGCUGAAGCUAGCAGUGUGCAGUGUGAUGCCUGAGCAGAUAGCGAAAUAUAACAUGGAGUGCAUGGCUAAGGUUGCAAAACAGCAGUCAGAGGAGGGCGAUAAGAACGGCUCAGAGGAGGACGAUGAGGAGAAACCUGGGAAGAGAAUCGUGGGACCUCGGAAGAAGUUUGUCUGGGACGACAAGCUCAGGAACCUGCUGUGCAGCUUAGUGCGAGUGAAGCUGAGCUGCUAUGAGAUGGAGAACCAGUGCUCUCUGUCUGUGGAGGACUACCUCAAGGCUUUCUUAGAGAAUGAGGUCAAACCACUGUGGCCCAAGGGCUGGAUGCAGACCAGGAUCUUGUUCAAGGAGAGUCUUGUUGUUCACAAUCACCUCACUGGAAACCUAGUGAAAAAGAGAAUGGUGCCUGGACCCAAGGCUAAACCCAAGGAGGGCCUUUGGCUCCACAAACCAUCGCUAGGCAUGACCUCCACCCCAUCUCAGCCCAUCUCCACAUCUGUUCUGACCUCCAACCGCCAGCCCCUCUCCUCCUCGGAGCCCAUCUGUUUGUCAGACUCUCUGGAUGAAGAUCUGACCGUUCCCUCUCUGGACUCCAUCUCCCACGCUCUGGCCCUCCUCAGCAAUGCAUCCAAGGGUCCCACAGACAGCCCUUUGUCUCCCCCACCGCUGCAAAUACCAACCUCUUCUCCUCCACCCGUCGCCCCUCACUACCCCUCAGGCUCUCAGCUUUCUGCCUCGUUAGCACAGACAACGCAGCACCAUUCCCUGUCUAAAGUGGAGAGUGCUCCGCUGACAGCUGCAUCUGUUGUGAACUUGCCAACAACAACGCUACCAACCUCCUCUUCUACCUCCUCUUCCUCGUCCCCGGCUGUCUCCUCCCUUGCUCACGUGCAGGCAGCAGGCCUAGCGUUAGCCUCCAGGACUGCAGACGGUCACUAUGGCCCGAUCAAAGGAUCUGGUGUCAUGGGCCAAACCCAGACUCAGAGACAUGUUACCAUGGCGUCACCCAAUCACCGGCCAAGCACAGUGAUGGGGAAGAUGCAUCCGCACCCCUCCCCCUCUCCUCCAAAGCAUCGGCCUCCUCCGACAGCUUCCCCUCUGCUGCCCCCCCAUCAGAAAGGCUUUGCUAGCCCGGUGGGGAUACUGGGAACAAUGGGAGCAAGUCACGCACUGGGAAAGAGCAGCGCCAAAUCCAGCAGCAAUGGCAGCGCUGUCAACAGCAACGUCACAGCUUCCUCCUCCCCUUCCCCUCAGUCCCGCUCCAACUCUACCUCCCACCAUGGCUUGCAGUCCUUUUGCCCCCCGUCACCGGCCACCUCCUCACCCUCGCCAACCUCCCAUACCGCACACUCCGCUCAAGGUAAAUCCCACACACACCUCCACCACCAGCCCAACUUCAUCACACCCAUGCAGGCCACCCUCACCAAGUCCUCGCACAGCAGCAACUCUUCUCCCAUCAUCAAGCUAACCCCUCGGCCUCCCGCCCCCACCCCACCACCCUCAUCCUCCCCCUCGCCAUCAUCCUCACCGUCAAAUCCGCUUUCCCAUCAAAUAAUCUCCACCCAACAGCAGCAACACCAGUUCUCUCCCAAAACCCCCAAAACUUUCCGGCCCCCCUUCAGUGUAUCAGGUGGCGGGCAGGUGAAACAAACACAGGGCGGCUGCAGCUUCACUGGAGCCCAGAAACCUCAGUCCACCACUAGCAACAGUAGCAUCAACAACAACUCUAACAACAAGGGAGUGGUCUCGACAGUCUGCAGUCAUCCGGACAAAACCCCCCAAUCACCUUCAGUCUCAGCCAGUCACGGGCAGAGGCAGAGGGUGGUGGGUGGGGCCAGCCAGGGUUCAAAGGCUGGAAAUGGUUGGGUGGCUUCAGGAACUUUGGCCACAUCCUCCACAACGUCACACCUCUCACAGGUAUCGACUGCAGGCACUCCCCUCCUGGGCAACCCCUCUGCUUUGCCCCUGGGCUUCGGGAUGUUGGGAGGUCUGGUGCCUGUCUCGCUACCCUUCCAGUUUCCGUCGUUGCUCAAUUUCAGCCCUCCUGGAGCUUCCGGGGCGGCUGGAAUGGGCACAGCACCCAGCUCCAACUCAGGAUACCCGUUAGCACAGAGCGACCUAAUGGAUCUGUAUAAGAGUCUCCAGUCAGGGUCACAGGCUGCCCUACCUCCUCACUUGCAGCUUGCUUUUUCAGAUGCGAACCAAAGCCAGGGUGGAGACAUGAAGAGGAAAUCCCACUGAACAAUAACAGCACAGGAGACAGACAGACGUCACAUCCUCGCCUCCUGGCCACAACCACCAACGGACUCUUCGGCUUGAUUGACGGACGUGAUGCGGUAUGAAGGGGGGAGGGGGUGUUGCUCCCUCGCCUCCUUUUAAAAAAACAAACAAACAAAAAGAGGACAUAAAAGAGUUUAUCUCUGCUACGAGUGGCAAUGAUUUAAUUUAACUGUACUUUCUAACAAACCGGGUAUGAGAACAAGACGGCGUGAAUGACGAGGACACUUGUUUUUGUUCUGCCUUUUUUUUUUCUCCUCUUUGUCAACAUGUUUACAUAUGACUGACCUUGAUCACUGUGGAAUGAGUGUGAGCGAGGUGAUGGUACAGAUGAGAGUAGUAGUACACUACAUAAUAUAAUUUGUAUUUAAGCUCAUGUGGAGUAACAGGACUCGUUGUUGCAGUACAGAAAAGGAAAAAAGAAGAAACAGACUGACUAAUGAACUUUUGUUUUUCUGUCUUUCGUGGGAAUCGUCUGUAGAAGUUUAUCGUCGGUCACCUCUGCUCCCACAAAUGACUGUUAAGUAGUAGCUUAAAUUAAUAUUGAUAAAUUAUUUGUAAUUUACACAGGGACAAAGGUGUGUGUGUGCGUGUGUGUGUGUGUGUGCGUGUGUGUGUGUGUGUGUGUGUGUGUGUGUGUGUGUGUGUGUGUGUGUGUGUGUGUGUGAGAGAGAGAGAGGAAGAGAGACUGUGAUGUGGUUAAUUUUAAAUGUGUGUAUGUACAUAAGAAACACAAUAUACUGUUAAUUUCUUUCCAGAUUAUUCUGUAUGACUGGGUAAAGACGUGUAUUCCCCUCUCACAAUAACGAGCAAGCGUUAAGUGUGACGCCCCUCUCUUGCUCGGUGUGUUUUUGGUGCUGUUAACGAUCACACUGGACCUUUCCUUGGAAAAAAAAAAAAGACUUAAAUUGAAAAAGUUUUGGCCUCCUCUUGCAGACAGAGGAAUUGCCUGUGAGAGAGGGGGAGAAACAAGAUUGUAGUCUACUUGAAUUUUUUUUUUUUUUUUUUUAAUGUUAAGAUUUUUGAUUUCCUUUAUCUGCUUAUUGACUCAAACCAACUUAAUAUAACAAGACGCCUUAGUUUGUAUUGAAAAAAAAUAUAUGAAAAAGAUCUAUGCAGGACUGUAAACGCUCAAUGCAAAAGUGCAAGUCGUCGCUUGGCUUUCAACCUCUACUCAACUUUGUCAGUGCAUUUCUGGAGUUUGAAUGUUUGUAGAUGCUCUUUAUGUCACUUGAGACUCCAUAUUUGUUUUCCUCCCCAAUGUGUGCGUUCAGACAGAAAGCAAAGCGAGUUUUAGGUGCAGGGCGAUAAUACACAAACGCAAAGACAGCAUGCAUGCGCACAAUCAGAAGAAUGUGGGGAAAACGUGAAAGAUGGUACACAAAACGAGUACCCAGUCCUGGGGCAAGCAGAGCCCCAGUGACUGACACUUCUAAAAAGUCUAAAGCAAGGGUGUCAAACUCAUUUUACACACAGCCUGCUUUGAUCUUAAAUGAGCCGGACCACUUAAACUCACCUCUCUGUCAAUGCAAAGUAGCUUAACUAUACGUUAAAUGCCUAAGAUAUCUUAAUAUAA
Messenger RNA from Haplochromis burtoni (Burton's mouthbrooder), 5656 nucleotides. RefSeq names its product ubinuclein 2a (gene ubn2a). The transcript has 17 exons. Bases 286 to 4044 code for a protein of 1252 amino acids. The record is from RefSeq and is a predicted model, not a curated record. Gene Ontology annotation, cellular component: nucleus. NCBI's taxonomy places the organism in Eukaryota, Metazoa, Chordata, Actinopteri, Cichliformes, Cichlidae.